AAAAUCCCAGCGACCAAGUCUUUUGUUUUUGUAUAUUUCCUUUUGAUAUUUCUCCAUUCGAUUUUUCCUUAUUUGCCGAAGAGGAAGGAACAUUACAAGAACGAGCUAAGAUCAUAUUUCCCGAUAAAUUCCCGUCAGCGAAUCGCUACGCUUAAGAAGAUCAAAAACAAUUCCAGGCGGCGAAGAGAUUGAUUUUGAUUCACGUCGCAGCUCUCCAAGGUUUCUUAAAGACUUCCGAUUAUGUCGUCGGAGGUGAAACAGCUGAUCGUCGUUGCUGAAGGCACUGCUGCGUUGGGCCCUUAUUGGCACACCAUCGUCUCCGAUUAUCUCGAGAAAAUUAUCAGGUCUUUCUGUGGCAGUGAAUUAAAUGGAGAGAGGAAUGUUGAGCUAUCACUGGUCAUCUUCAAUUCUCAUGGUUCAUAUUGUGCUUGCUUGGUACAACGGAGUGGCUGGACAAAAGAUGUUGAUAUUUUCUUGCAUUGGCUUUCGUCCAUACAAUUUGCCGGUGGUGGUUUCAGCGAGGCUGCCACAGCCGAAGGGCUUGCCGAAGCAUUGAUGAUGUUUUCUCCUCCCUCAGGCCAAGCUCAACCAAGUAACGAUCUGAAAAGGCACUGUAUCUUAAUCACAGCCAGCAACCCUCACUCAUUGCCAACACCUGUAUAUCGUCCAAAAUUGCCAAAUGCGGAACGGAAUGAAAAUGGCGAUGCGCAAUCUGAAAGUCGUUUAUCAGAUGCCGAGACAGUGGCAUCAUAUUUUUCUAGGUGCUCUGUUUCUUUGUCUGUUAUAUGUCCAAAGCAGCUUCCAAAGAUUAGAGCACUCUACAAUGCGGGAAAGCUCAAUCCACAAAGUCCGGACUUGUCAAUUGACACGGUUAAGAACACAUUCUAUCUUGUCCUGAUCCCAGAAAAUUUUGUGGAGGCACGUGCUGCCUUAAGUCAUUCUGCUACAAAUUUGCCACAGACCCAAAGCCCUGUGAAAGUCGACAGGUCCACUGUUGCUCCAUCUCUUCCAGUCACUGGGCAACCUCCAGCUCCUGUGCCAUCAGCCAAUGGACCUAUUCUUAAUCGGCAGCCAGUAUCUAUUGGACCAGUUCCAACUGCUACUGUGAAAGUUGAGCCUAGCACUGUACCUUCUAUGGCAGCAGUUUCAACUUUUCCCCAUAUCCAGUCUGUAGCUCGGCCUGCUACACAAGCAAUUCCUUCAAUUCAAACAUCUUCACCGUCGCCAGUUUCUCAAGAAAUGGUCACCAACGCCGAGAAUGCUCCUGAUGUUAAGCCUGUGGUUACUGGAAUGACGCCACCGUUGCGCACUGGUCCUCCUGGUGGAGCUAAUGUAAAUCUGCUGAAUAAUCUUUCUCAAGUUCGACAAGUCAUGAGCUCUGCAGCUCUGGCGGGUGCAGCCUCGUCGACUGGGCAAAGUGCGGUUGCAAUGCACAUGUCAAACAUGAUAUCAACAGGAAUGGCUACAUCUCUGCCUCCUUCACAAACUGUGUUUUCCUCUGGACAGCAGGGAAUUACUUCAAUGGCUGGUUCGGGUGCACUAAUGGGAACGGUACAAGCGGGACAAAGCCCUGGUCCUAAUAAUUCCUUUAGUCCGCAAACUACGUCAAAUGUUGCUUCAAACCUUGGUGUUUCUCAACCGAUGCCAGGGAUGAACCAAGGAAGUCAUUCUGGAGCACAGAUGAUGCAAGGUGGAAUCCCCAUGAAUCAAAACAUGAUGAGUGGUCUCGGUCAAGGAAAUGUAUCUUCUGGAACAGGUGGAAUGAUGCCUACUCCAGGAGUUGGGCAACAAGCGCAAUCAGGAAUACAACAACUUGGUGGCAGUAACAGUUCAGCUCCUAAUAUGCAGUUGUCACAACCAUCAUCGGCGGCUCUUCAGACUUCACAAAGCAAAUAUGUAAAAGUCUGGGAGGGGAAUUUAUCUGGGCAAAGACAAGGGCAGCCUGUUCUUAUCACCAGACUUGAGGGCUACCGAAGUGCUUCUGCCUCUGAUUCGUUGGCAGCAAACUGGCCACCAACUAUGCAGAUUGUUCGUCUCAUAUCCCAGGAUCAUAUGAAUAACAAGCAAUAUGUUGGCAAAGCUGACUUCCUUGUGUUUCGGGCAAUGAGUCAACAUGGGUUCUUGGGACAACUUCAGGAUAAGAAGCUUUGUGCAGUCAUCCAGCUGCCAUCACAGACGCUACUUCUCUCCGUAUCUGACAAGGCUUGCCGUUUGAUUGGAAUGCUUUUCCCUGGGGAUAUGGUUGUGUUUAAGCCGCAAAUUCCAAAUCAGCAACAGCAGCAGCAACAACAGCUGCAACAGCAGCAUCAACAGCAACAACAACAACAACAACAGCAGCAGCAACAGCAACAACAGAUCCAGCAGCAGCAGCAACAACAACAACACCACCACCAACAGCAACAGUUGCCACAACUCCAGCAGCAGCAGCAACAUCAAUUGUCACAGCUCCAACAUCAUCAGCAGCAACAGCAACAACAACAACAACAACAGCAGCAUCAGUUGUCACAGCUUCAACACCAUCAUCAGCAGCAACAGCAGCAGACGUCUCCGCUGAAUCAGAUGCACCAGCAGACUUCUCCUCUGAAUCAGAUGCACCAGCAGACGUCGCCGCUGAAUCAGAUGCACCAGCAGACGUCGCCGCUGAAUCAGAUGCAGCAGCAGCAAACACCUCAACAGAUGGUUGGGUCAGCAGCAGUAAUGGGUGGUCAAGCUUUUGCACAAGCUCCUGGAAGGUCACAACAAGGUGGUGGUGGCGGUGGAGGGCAGCCUAACAUGCCAGGAGCUGGCUUCAUGGGAUAACUUUGAAAUAACUCUUCUUCAGGUUUCUGCUUUCUGCUAAUUAGUCUCAAUUCAUCAUAUAACUUUAAGUUCUUUCUUUCUUCUAUGGUCAAUUCGAUAAAGGCCAUGGUUUCUUAGACUACUAUUUAGAUCGUGUCUUUAGUCUAUCUGUUCGCUUUCUGCCUGAAAAUGGCAUCCUCUUGUUGGUCUGACCAUUAACUACGGCACCGAACUAUUUUGAAUUUUUUUUUGGUCUAGAGAAAUAUAUA
Messenger RNA from Eutrema salsugineum, 3047 nucleotides. Its product is annotated as mediator of RNA polymerase II transcription subunit 25. Gene Ontology annotation, biological process: positive regulation of transcription by RNA polymerase II. The record is from RefSeq and is a predicted model, not a curated record. Gene Ontology annotation, cellular component: mediator complex; transcription regulator complex. NCBI's taxonomy places the organism in Eukaryota, Viridiplantae, Streptophyta, Magnoliopsida, Brassicales, Brassicaceae. The transcript has 15 exons. Bases 241 to 2799 code for a protein of 852 amino acids.